Molecule: messenger RNA, 4455 nt
Organism: Chiloscyllium plagiosum (whitespotted bambooshark)
Lineage: Eukaryota; Metazoa; Chordata; Chondrichthyes; Orectolobiformes; Hemiscylliidae
Source: RefSeq, a predicted model, not a curated record
AUGCUGCCAGACUUGCUGAGCUUUUCCAGCACUUUGUGUUUACUGCAGAUGUUUAGCAUCCACAAUAGUUUGCCAUUGGCAUGUGUUCUGUCAAACCUGGGGCUCCCACUUGGUUGAAGGGGGGGAGGGGACAGUUGGGCUCUGCUGGAAAAGCUGGAACUGUCAUUUAUAUCACUGCCCGAAUAUUCAGGUGAAACGGACGCAUUUAAGACAGAACCUUUUAAGAAGUAAUAAAAGACGGUGGAAGACUCUACCACCACGAGAGGAAAUGCAAUAAAUAAAGGACAGCUCCUCUGAGCCAUACAGUGACGGUCGCCCCACCCCGUCACCACCCCCUCUCAACACCUCCUGUGAUUGGCUGCAGUGCUUCCGUUCCCGGAUUGGCCGACACCCUCAGCGCACGGAACAAUGGCAGAGCGGCUUCCGGGCUUCGUCCCGCUCGCGCGCGUCCAGCUGAGGUCCCUCACGGGGAUUGGCCGACACGCGGCGAGGGGCGGGGCCAAUAGGAGCGCAGGGCCAUCCCACAGAUUGCAAAACAUGGCAAACAAAAAGCUGAAGAGGACAGGCCUGCCUUCAGAUUUGUGUGAAAGGCUUAGCAAAUACCAGAUUAUAAACUGUCAGGACUUUCUAUCCCUUUCUCCACUGGAGCUGAUGAGAUUCACGGGUCAGAGUAUCCAGAAGGUUUCUGCAUUAGCAAAAACUGUCAGUAAGGCUUGUGCUCCUAAAAUGGUCACUGCACUUGAAAUGAAAGCGGAAAGAUGUUCGAAACCAUCCAUUGCUUUCUUCCCCACCUCUCUGACCAAACUUGACGAGGUCCUUCACGGUGGACUAGCCUGUGGAACCCUGACUGAGGUGACAGGUCCUUCGGGCUGUGGAAAGACACAAUUCUGUAUGAUGCUGAGCGUGUUGGCCACCUUGCCUGUCAGUAUGGGUGGUCUGGAUGGAGCAGUCAUUUACAUUGACACCGAAUCUGCUUUUAGUGCUGAGCGGCUAAUAGAGAUAGCAAGGUGUCGAUUCCCUAAUUACUUCCAUGAAGACCAGAAACUGAUUGCAAUGACCAACAGAAUUCACUUGUACCGUGAACUCACUUGCUUGGAUGUGCUAAAAAGAUUGGAAUCCUUGGAAGAAGACAUUAUCUUGAAAGGAGUAAAAUUGAUUGUGGUGGACUCAGUUGCAUCAGUGGUUCGCAAAGAAUUUGAUACCAGGCUCCAGGGUAACCUGUCAGAGCGUAGUAACCUGCUGUCAAGUGAAGCUGCCACACUAAAAUUUUUGGCAGAAGAAUUCUCCAUUCCGGUCGUCCUAACGAACCAGAUCACAACAAGGCUGAGUCAAAACUUUGUGCCAAGCUCGAGCGCAAGUCGUUCCUCCCUGCCUGAAGAUUGCGGGAUAAGUCCUGAUGGAGAAACAAGCUACGCAACUGCAGCUCUCGGGAACACAUGGAGUCACAGUGUCAACACCCGACUCAUCGUGCAGUAUCUGGACUACCACCGCAGGCAGAUGAUCAUCGCAAAGUCACCACUUGCUCCAUUCGCUGUGUUUAUUUUCACCAUUCAGAAGGAAGGUCUUGUCCUGCGAGGCGAAGACCCCCGACCUGGUUUGUCCGCUGAGGGAACAGAUCCCGGACUCCAGCCAAUUGGAGUCCGGAGUUCGUUUGCAUACUGCCCACACUGGGACCUGCCCGGCUUAUCCCAGGCCAAGCCCUGACCACUCCAGGAUUGCAUGUCAAUCCAAAAUAGAAUUUAUCCUAUUGCUGGCCUGGAUGAAGGAAUGUUAAACCUCUCCUGAUGAUGUUGCGACUGGGACCGCCUGGUGAAUGGAUAAGCAGUUUGGAAAAGGAAGGUCAGGCUUCUGGACUGGGGGAAGAUGGCAAAAGUAACACUGCUAAUCAAGAGAAGAGGGAAAAGAAAACAGGGAAAAAGGAAAGAAAACAUAAGUCAACAGGAAAAUACUAUCAAGAAAGUUUUAACAAUCCACUUUUGAAAUCGUACUGUGAUGAAACAAAAUCAGUGUAGUUUGCGAAAGGGAAAUCACGUCUGAUGAAUUUAUUAGUGAGUAUUGUGUUGAUGUAAAUGUAACGGUAGGUAAAGGGGGAGCUGUAGUGAACUUGAAUUCCCAAACUUGUUGAUAAGGUGACCAAGAGCUCAUGGAGUUUGGGGCUGGUGUUUUAACAUGGUGGUGAAUUGGUUAAUAGACUGGAGAUAUAGAGGAGGAAUCAAUGGGGCAUCUCCAAGUUGGCAGAUCGGAACUAGUAAAAUGCAGGUCUGGGGCCUCAGGUAUUUACAAUCUGUAUUAGUGACAUUGACAAAGACCCUGAGUGCAAUGCAUUGAUGUUUGCUGACAGUGCAAAGGUUGAUGGGAAUGCAAGCCAAAAGAAGUACCUGUUGGUUCUGCUAUGACACGGUAGUUCUGUUGUCGUGCAAGGCCGUGUUAUAAGAAAAUCGUGCCGUAGCAGGACCAUUUAAACUAAUGGGGCUGGAAACACAUCACAAACAAUACAUGCUUUAAAUGUUUGUGCUUUAAAUACAGUGUCCCCAAUUCGUCGACCGCAUUGUAGUGAAUUUAGGUGUACUCUGAGAAGGAACACAGAAAAUUAACUUUCUUUCUCUCUCUCAUCUAGAAAUGCUGGUUAUUGGAAAUGGUAUGACUUAUUGCCCAUCCCUAAUUGCCCCUUGAAAGGGUGUUAAUAAGCUGUCUUCUUGAAUAACUGCAGCCCAAGUGGUAUAGAUAAAUCCACACUGCUGGUAAGGAGGGAGUUCCAAGGUUUUGUGACAGGAAAGAACAGCAAGGCUUUGAGGCCUGGGGUGUUCUGACUGGGAAAGUGACCCACAAGGAAACCAUAGUGGUCAACGCAGAAGGGUCAAAGUGGCUGAACACUGACCUGAGUUACUGAUCCAUCCAGAUCUGGCACUCAUUUACUUACUAUUGUUUUCAUGGGAGAAGUGAGGCCUAAGAUGCCAGUGGAAGGGUAAUGCCCAGCCUGGCAGUAUUAUCGCAGAUUGAAGACGGAGUACCCAAUGUGACAAGUCAGGAAAGGAGCAGGUCAUCGGUCACCAGGGAGGGAAUUACCCACAAUGCCAAGGGCCCUCACGCCACCAAUGAUCAGAGCACACCGUCCAAGGUCAUUUCGGUCAAUGUUGCAUCAAAACUAUAGUUCUGCAUUCAUAAAUGAAUGAAAAACCACUACACAUGUCGACUAUCUGCUGUAUGUGUAAGGCUGUGUUGUGCUGUUCUGAUGGUAUUUGCCUAUUUACAUGUGCACUGGGGACUAAUUUAGUUCUUGAUUGGGAUCUCACUACCAUGACACCUAACCCAAUCGUUCCUCACUACCCCCAUCCCCAAGAAAUUUCCGAAGAGAAAUCUGACAUCAGUAUAUGCUGCACAGAUGGGGACCAGAAUUCUGGUGAAAUUCAUGGAUUUACAAAAGGGAAAUGACACUUGACAAAUCUAACCAUAGAGUCAAUAAGGGGGAGCCAAUGGAUGUGGUUUACUUGAACUUUCAGAAUGCUUUCAAUAAGAUGCUGCAGAAGAGAUUAGCGUGGAAAAGUAAAGCAAAAGGGAUUGGGGGAAGUGCAUUGACAUGGAGGGCUCCUGCCCAAAACAUUGAUUCUCCUGCUCUUCCGAUGUUGCAUGACCUGCUGUGCUUUUCCAGCACCAACCACACACUCUUGACAUGGAUAGAGAACUGGUCGGUAGACUGGAAACUAGGAGUAGCAAUAAACACGUAUGUUUUUCUGAAUGACAGUGGCCAAUGGGGUACUGCAGGGAUCGGCACCAGGACCCUUAGCUAUUCACAAUAUAUAUUAAUGAUUCAGAUGAGGGAACUAUCUGUCAUAUCUCCACAUUUGUAGAUGACACAAACCUGGCUGGGAGUGGGAGCUGUGAAGAGGAUGCAGAGAUGCUUCAGUGAGAUUUGGACAAACUGAGUGACUGGGCAAAUAUGUGGCAGUAUAGCAUUCAGGUAUAUUGGAACAUAAUUCAGGUUCAUCAGAUCAGGCACACCGAUUCAGAUAUGUCAGGUUCUGUAUCCGAAUUCAGAUAUAUCACCAUACUAAUUCAAGUAUGUCAGAUCAGGCAUUUAGAUUCAGGGACAUCAGAUCAGGCACUCUAAUUCAGGUAUAUCAGAUCACCCAUUCUCUGGUUCACGUACUUCAUGCCAGGAAAUCAGAUUCAUGCAUGUCAGACCUGGUACUCUAAUUCAAGAUUACAAGCAUUCUUAUUCAGAUAUAUCAGAUCAGGGAUUCAGGUAUUUCCAAGCAGCUAUUCAGGUAUAUCAGAUCGGAUAAUCAGAGUAAGGCACAUCAGAUACAACGCAUCAUCCCCCGCCAUUUCUGCCACCUACAGUCAGACCCCACCACCAGAAAUAUAUUUCCCUCCCCGCCCCUAUCAGCAUUCCGCAGAGACCAUUCCUUCAGCGACUCCCUCCUUCAGUCCAUGCCCCCCCCCCACCAACCCACC